Carassius auratus (goldfish) is the source of this 1709-nucleotide messenger RNA. RefSeq names its product ecto-NOX disulfide-thiol exchanger 2-like. Lineage: Eukaryota; Metazoa; Chordata; Actinopteri; Cypriniformes; Cyprinidae. The record is from RefSeq and is a predicted model, not a curated record. Gene Ontology annotation, cellular component: plasma membrane; external side of plasma membrane. Bases 478 to 1269 code for a protein of 263 amino acids. Gene Ontology annotation, biological process: ultradian rhythm. The transcript has 7 exons. Gene Ontology annotation, molecular function: oxidoreductase activity.
UUGUGUCUUUGCACAGCCUUAUCUGAUUGCUGUAUGCAUGCCUCAUUAGGCAGAAAACUCCCCCAUCAGGAGUGCCCACAGGGCAGCGCCCAUGCCUAGACAUCUGCUUCAUCUGCCCCUGCCCAGACCUGCCGAUCUGUGGUGGCUGUGCAAUCACUUUCUGCCACUUUUAAGCCCCGCUGGCAGCCAUUAUAACACAUUAAGAGUUCUUGUGUAAUGUUUGACUGUGCGCAUAGACAAGGUCAUUCAACAUCAGGUGCCUCUCUGCAUCGAUACCAUUGGAGUAGCUCCGCCUGCUUUUAUAGCACUUGACGAGUCCAAUCUCUUUUUUACAAUCUGAUUGAAUGGCUUAUUACAUUUCCGGCUCAUAUAUUUCAUGUGUUAAUCAAAUGUGAGAAAACAUCCAGCAGUGGUUGGGAUUAUAGACUCUAUUUAUCUCAUUCACAGGAGAUCAGAAACAUCCACAAUGAAGAGCUGAUGGGUAUUCGGAGGGAGGAGGAAAUGGAGAUGUCGGAUGAUGACAUGGAGGACGCCCUGGAAAGCAAGGAUUCGGAUGAAUCAGGGCCGCUGGCUCAGGUGGAGGCUCUGAAAGAAGAGAACGACAGUCUGCGGUGUCAGCUGGACGCCUACAGGAAUGAGGUGGAGCUUCUGAAACAGGAGCAGGGUAAAGCGCAGCCCCAGCGCAGCGAGGAGGACACCACCCGCCAGCAGCAGCUCAGCUUCCUGCAGCAGGCUCUGCAGGGCAUGCAGAAGCAACUGCUCAAACUUCGCGAGGAUCUGAAACAGAGAGAGACGGAGCUGGAGAAGAACUCAGAGGAAAAACAACAGCUGGAAAGCCAGAUCCAGAGUCUGAAAGACCGGAUUCAAGCUUUGCCCACAUCACACGCUCUGCCCCUGGAGAAGGCCGAGCGGGAGGACAGAGGAGAUGAAAGCACCAAUCACAGCAGCGAGGCGGCGGUGGCCGUGGUGUCCUGCAGCCAGGAGAAGGAGAACCAGCCGGAGAAAGGCCCCCCCAGCCCCGUCAAAUCAGAACGAGAGGCUCUGCUCGUGGGAAUCAUCUCAACGUUUCUUCACGUCCAUCCUUUUGGAGCCAGCAUUGAAUAUAUCUGCUCCUAUUUACAGCGGCUGGACACAAAAAUCAGCACCACAGAGGUGGAGACUCUUUUGGGUCGGCUGCCCUGCACGUUCAAGCAGGAGUUGACGGGAGUCGGGGCGAGUUUGGAGAAACGCUGGAAGUUCUGUGGGUUUGAUGGCAUUAAGACGGCGUAGAGACACGGGUUUGGGUUCCUGCUAGAAAAACAAAAAUGGGUGAUGGACCCGGAGGGGUCUCAACCAAUCACCUGCCAGCUCUCCGCGUCCGUCCGGCCAUCCCAUUGGGACACUAUUGUGGAAAUCUCCGAAAAAAACACUCAAGACCCGGAGGUGUGUGUGCAGUAUGUUUCAGCACAUGAACGGACCGUGCACUUGUACCACACAACGGGUAAAAAUGAGGGUUUGCUGAACCGAGGACUGGAACUGUCAACAUACAUUUUCUUGUUUCACUUCUGAUUUGUAAAAAAAAAAAAAAAAAAAAAAGGAAAAAAAAACACUUUUCUUUUAUCUUCUGUAUAGGCGGCAGAAAACAGUUGCAUAGAAUCCUGUAAAUGUACAUUUGAAUAACUUGCUAUUUUUAAAUAAUAAAAAGACGAAAGGAAAUCUGGAAGCAGGCU